This is a messenger RNA of Olea europaea var. sylvestris, 1282 nucleotides long. Its product is annotated as RING-H2 finger protein ATL1-like. Gene Ontology annotation, molecular function: transferase activity. Gene Ontology annotation, biological process: protein ubiquitination. The record is from RefSeq and is a predicted model, not a curated record. The coding region runs from base 273 to 1241 and encodes 322 amino acids. Lineage: Eukaryota; Viridiplantae; Streptophyta; Magnoliopsida; Lamiales; Oleaceae. The transcript has a single exon.
CAGCCUCUUCAAACACAUGGUACAAGUCUUCCUCAAAACUUUCCUCAUUUUCAUGCAAUGUUGUCCAUUUUUAAUGAUUCAUUGUGUGUUUGACUUUUGAAUUCUCCAUAAAACUGAUUCAUCACCUUCCGCUACCCCACCCACUCACCUCGUGUUCUGUUUCAUCAUUUUCUUGAUUUCACACAUGAUACACCAGCUAACAUCAUGAUUCUGAAUUUCUAAUACAUUAACUGUUCAUUCCAAUUUCAAAGUUUUUCCUCAAGUUCUUGCCAAUGGGCACCAUUAACAUUCAAGAAUCUCAAUCUCCUACUCCAAUCAAUAGCCCUUCUCCUUCAAUAUCCAACAAUGGAUUCCCAAUCCUAGCCAUUGCAGUAUUAUGCAUCACAGCAACAGCUUUCUUACUAAUCAGCUACUAUAUUUUGGCCACAAAGUGCUGCUUCAGAUGGCAACAGUUUGACCCUUUGCGGCGUUUUUCUUUUCGACGACAAACGAGGAACGAUGAUCCAUUGACAGCCUACUCUCCCUCGUGGCAAAGCCGAGGCCUCGAAGAGUUACUUAUUCGAGAAAUCCCCACUUUCCAGUAUAGUAAAAAUGCCGAAAAUGGGAUCCCGUCGAAAUGUGUGGUGUGUUUAAAUGAAUUCCAAGAACAUGAUAUACUUAAACUCCUUCCCAAAUGUAAUCAUGUUUUUCACUUAGACUGUGUUGAUAUAUGGCUUCAGAGCAAUGCAAAUUGUCCUCUAUGCAGAUCAGCCAUUUCAGGCAGAAAUCGAUACCGGCUUGACCGAAUCAUUGCACCAAAUUCUUCACCUCAAGAUCCACAACCCUUGAGCAUUGCGGGAAGUGAGGAAGAUUUUGUUGUGAUUGAACUUAGUAGACACCAAGAAAGAGGUGGUUCAAGCAGAAAUCUGGAUCCUUCAAGUACAACUCAUUCAUCAAGAAAGUUUGAUCAGAAGAUUGGCAAAUCAAAACCCAGAAAAUUUCAUCAUGUUUCAAUCAUGGGAGAUGAAGGCAUCGAUGUAAGAGAAAAAGAUGAUCAAUUUUUAAUACAGCCCAUCAGAAGAUCUUUCUCAAUGGAUUCCGCAGUGGAUCGACACGUUUAUUUGUCAGUUCAAGAAAUCAUGCAGCGAAAUGGACAGCUGUUUGAGGUAAGAAACAAUGAAGAAAGCAGUAGCAGAGGAUAUAAAUCAAUUUUUUCAUUUGGACACGCAAGAGGAUCAAGAAACUCUGUUCUUCCUAUUUGAAUUUUUUUUUUUCUUUUUUUGUUAUAUUAGAAAAAUCUUAA